AUGGCAGAUCAUGUCUCUCCUCGCGUCAAUUCUGCUCGCCUUGCAGAUCACAUUAAACAAACUGUCAGGUUGACAUGCAAGACCCUCAGGUUCAAAGGUGACACCGCGAUUGUGCAAGCGAGCGACGGCGGAGAGGUUGAGAUCAAGCUGCUCAGGGAAGCGAACAUGACGAAACAGUACGUCGAGGUCAUUGGCCAGGUCGUCGACGCGUCGACGAUCAGGAUGAUGUCGUGCAUCAACCUCGGCGAUGAACUUGAUAUGAACCUCGUCAACGACGUCGUCGAGCUUGCAUCAGUACUGCACUUUAUUUAUCGUUACACAUCGGCCUUCACAUACAGCUACAGCAAGUCCGCUCUAGAAUAUGCACGAUCAAACGAACGAACCGUCGUACAGCUACAAAAAAUUACACCAAGAAGUAGCUAA
This is a messenger RNA of Sparassis crispa, 423 nucleotides long. RefSeq lists its product as hypothetical. Gene Ontology annotation, cellular component: nucleus; site of double-strand break; DNA replication factor A complex. NCBI's taxonomy places the organism in Eukaryota, Fungi, Basidiomycota, Agaricomycetes, Polyporales, Sparassidaceae. The transcript is spliced from 6 exons. The coding region runs from base 1 to 423 and encodes 140 amino acids. Gene Ontology annotation, biological process: double-strand break repair via homologous recombination; nucleotide-excision repair; base-excision repair. The record is from RefSeq and is a predicted model, not a curated record. Gene Ontology annotation, molecular function: damaged DNA binding; single-stranded DNA binding.